GAAAAUGGUGAAGAUAGAAGUUCACAUCAUUUCAAAAGAACUCAUCAAACCAUCUUCCCCAACAAUUCAGCAGAAAAAACCCUACAAACUCUCCCUUAUUGAUCAGCUCAACCCCGCAACUUAUACCCCAGCUAUCUUCUUCUACCCCAUGAACGAUGCCAGUUUCAACAGUGUUACCGCCAAAACCAGAAUUGAUAGCUUAAAGAAAUCUCUCUCAGAGACCCUUAACCUUUACUACCCCUUUUCUGGAAGGGUUAAAGAUAAUCUCUUCAUUGAUUGUUUCAGUGAAGGCGUUCCAUUCCUUGAGGCCCAAGUUAAUUGUCGCUUGUCUGAUUACCUUAAACACCAUGAAGUUGAGUCACUGAACCAUUUCCUUCCAUGCCAGCCCUUUACAAAAGAAAACAUGAGUGCACCUAUAUCAGCUAUUCAAGUGAGCAUAUUUGCCUGUGGAGGAAUAUCACUUGGCUGGACAGUUUCACAUAAGCUCGUUGAUGGGGGAACAGCCAAGACUUUCCUUUCAGCUUGGGCAUCUAAAUCUCGAGGAGAACAUACGGAGGCUCCUGAUUUCAGUAAGGCGUCACUCUUUUUUCCUCCAAGAAAUCCACUUCCACAAAACCAUAUAUCGCUAACGGAAACCUUGUGGUUUACGGAAGGAAAUUACAUUACAAGAAGGUUUGUCUUUGAUCCCAAAGCGAUAGCAAUGUUAAGGGCUAAGGCCAAAGCUGGCAAGCCGGACACUAAGCCAUCAAGAACCGAGACAUUGUCAUGUUUCAUUUGGAAAUGCUGCAUGGCUGCUUCAAAGGCAAUAUCAGAUUCACCAAAGCCAUCCAUUUUGGUCGAAGCAGUGAAUCUCCGGUCGCGUACGAAGCCACCCAUGUCCGAAGCUUCCAUUGGAAAUAUCUUUUGGUGGGCAACUGCUGUUGCCAACCCCACAGACACAAACACAGAACUGCAUGAAUUGGUAAACCAGUUGAAUGAAGCUAUUGCACUGUAUGAUAGUGAUUAUACACGAACUAUGCAAGGUGAAGAAGGGUUUGAAACCAUGUCUGAUUACUGCAGCCAGCUAGAAGGGUUAUUCUCUCUUGAAAAGCCAGAUAUAUUUGCUUUUACUUGUUGGUGUUAUCUUGGUUUAACCAAGGCAAACUUUGGAUGGGGAGAGCCCUGCUGGGUUGGUCUCAUGGGCAAAGUUGGCCCUGCAUUCAGAAAUCUCACUGUACUUGUCGAAACCAAAGAUGGUAACGGGAUGGAGGCAUGGGUCACCUUAGAUGAGGAACGAAUGGCUAUAUUGGAACGUGAUCCUGAAUUUUUGGCAUUUGCUUCUCCAAAUCCUAAGUUUUCAAGCCUUUGAUGUUUUUCCUUUCAAAUCCUACCAUUUCAGGUCCUGGGGUAAAAUAAUUAUGAUCUUGUUUAGUUUGCUAGCUUGGAGUUAGACAAAUUAACGACUCUCUAGAAUAAGCUCGACUAUAUAUCCAUGCAUGCUGCUGGUUUCCUCCCUCUUCCC
Messenger RNA from Populus nigra (black poplar), 1501 nucleotides. RefSeq names its product stemmadenine O-acetyltransferase-like. NCBI's taxonomy places the organism in Eukaryota, Viridiplantae, Streptophyta, Magnoliopsida, Malpighiales, Salicaceae. The record is from RefSeq and is a predicted model, not a curated record. Bases 5 to 1348 code for a protein of 447 amino acids. The transcript has a single exon.